Plutella xylostella (diamondback moth) is the source of this 2006-nucleotide messenger RNA. RefSeq names its product 3,4-dihydroxyphenylacetaldehyde synthase-like. Gene Ontology annotation, cellular component: cytoplasm. Gene Ontology annotation, biological process: carboxylic acid metabolic process; catecholamine metabolic process; amino acid metabolic process. Gene Ontology annotation, molecular function: pyridoxal phosphate binding; aromatic-L-amino-acid decarboxylase activity. The record is from RefSeq and is a predicted model, not a curated record. NCBI's taxonomy places the organism in Eukaryota, Metazoa, Arthropoda, Insecta, Lepidoptera, Plutellidae.
GACCAGUCGUCUCAAUUCUUGUCCACAUAACUACUUAGUCAAAAUCCUAAAGUACCUAAUUUUAAUUUUUAUUUCGACUAUCUGCGCUCUAUUUGUGCUGCAAAUAUGGAUUCCAAGGAAUUCCGUGAAUUUGGUAAAGCUGCCAUCGAUUUAAUUGCUGAUUACAUGGAUAAUAUUCGAGAGAGGGAUGUGUUGCCAUCGGUGGAGCCCGGUUAUUUGCUGAAGAUGUUGCCUGAAAAUGCGCCUGAACAGCCAGAAGAAUGGAAAGAUUUGAUACAAGAUUUCAACCACGCCAUUAUGCCUGGGAUAACGCACUGGAGCUCUCCGCGGUUCCACGCGUACUUCCCGGCCGGCCACUCGUACGAGAGCAUCGUCGGCAACAUACUCAGCGAUGGACUCGGCGUUAUUGGAUUCAGCUGGAUAUCGAGUCCGGCGUGCACGGAGCUGGAGGUGGUGAGCAUGAACUGGCUCGGGAAGCUGCUGGGGCUGCCCGAGGAGUUCCUCAACUGCUCCGACGGACCGGGCGGAGGCGUCAUCCAGUGUACUGCUAGCGACUCAACUCACUUAACCCUCCUUGUGGCUAGAGACAAGACGAUCCGGAGGCUGCUGGCGGCUGACCCCGCGCAGUCGGAGGGCGAGUUGGCUGCGCGCCUCGUCGCAUACACCUCCGACCAGUGCAACUCCUCUGUAGAGAAGGCCGGCUUACUCGGGAACAUGAAGAUGAGACUACUCAAAGCAGACAGCAACGGAAGGUUGCGAGGAGAAACCGUCAAACAAGCUUUCGAUGAAGAUAUCGCCCAAGGCCUGAUCCCAUGCUACGUUGUCGCCAACCUUGGCACCACAGGAAUCUGCGCCUUCGAUCCGUUGUAUGAAAUAGGACCAGUCUGCAAUGAAGCUAACGUGUGGCUGCAUGUCGACGCUGCGUACGCAGGAGCUGCCUUCAUCUGCCCAGAAUACAGACACUUGAUGAAAGGGGUGGAAUAUGUAGACUCCUUUGACUUCAACCCUCAUAAAUGGUUACUUGUUAACUUCGACUGCUCUGCGAUGUGGGUGAAGAGGGGAUACGAUCUUGUAAAUGCCUUCAAUGUGCAGAGGAUUUAUUUAACAGACACCGAUACUAAUGUGAAAGUGCCAGACUACAGACACUGGCAGAUGCCGCUCGGUCGCAGGUUCCGGGCCCUCAAGUUGUGGACGGUGAUGAGGCUGUAUGGGGCUGAGGGUUUGAGGAAAUACAUCAGAAACCACAUUAGCCUCGCACUCCAUUUUGCCAACUUGGUGAGGUCUGACGACCGCUUCCUGGUGGAGCCAGAGCCGUCCAUGGGCCUGGUCUGCUUCCGUCUGAGGGACGGAGACUCGACCACGAAGCUCCUGCUCGAUAAUCUAACAGCUAAGAAGAAAUUGUACAUGGUUGCGGCCACAUAUCAAUCUCGAUUUAUCAUUCGAUUCGUUGUCUGUUCGAGAUUAACUACCAAAGAAGAUAUCGAAUACAGUUGGAAUAAAAUAAAAGAGGAAGCUGACCUCCUCAGGCCAAAUAAAAUAAGAAUACCUGCUAUCAAUCCUAUACAAGUCCACUCAUGUGAAAAAUUAAAGUAAACAGUCGCAUAUCCAACACAUAGUAACAAGCGUGUAAUGUUGCUCUAGCUAAAUAAUGCGGCACUCUGAAUAGAUAGGAAAAUGGUCGACUUCGUAACGAACCUCCGAUCAUUCGCAAAUUCGCAACAGAAAGUGGUUGCAUUUUUAAAUAAGAAACAGAGCUUCAGCUGCAAAAGUUUUAGUUUUUAGUGUAAUGUUCCUUGAUGUGCAUCUUAAAAGCAAUAUGCAGCAUUUUGGGAUUCCUUUCACAGAUAAGUUGACUAAUAAGAGUAAUUAGUAGGAUGCAAUAACCUAAUUCGUGUGCAGAAUAUACCCAAAUAUCAAAUACCAGUCUAAAUCAUAUUUAUUUAUUUAAAUUUAAAAUUAUUAUUUUACACUUUACAAUCGAUAAUCUUCUAUUAUUAUUUAUUGUC